GGCCACAGUGGAGGAGGGAGAGGGAGGGGGAGGAGGAGGGAGUCGGGUUUGCACGCACUAAGCCGCUCGGGAGGAGGAUUGCUCUGGGCUCCGGGCGGGCGGUGGGGAGAGGGAGGGAGAGAGAUGAGCUUUUCUGGCACUAAAGCCCUGAGCAGCAGCAGCGGCGGCGGCGGCGGCGGUAGUAGUAGUAGUAAGAAACAGGAGACGGUCGGUAUGAAGGUGAAAAAGAGCUCGUCGGAGGGUCUGUCUGUCACCAGUGAGGAGGAGCUGCUCAAGAAGGAGAGCGUCUCGCCCGAGGAUGUGCUGGGACUGCAGAAGAUCACCCAGAAUUACCUGUGCGCUCCAGAGGACAACAUCUACAACAUCGACUUUACCCGGUUUAAGAUCCGGGACAUGGAGUCCGGGGCAGUCUUGUUUGAAAUCACCAAACCCCCAGCGUCCGACCGCGAUCACGGGGACAAGAAGGACAUCGAUCCCAACGCCGGCCGCUUUGUCCGCUACCAGUUCACCCCCGCCUUCCUCAGGCUGCGGCAGGUGGGAGCCACGGUGGAGUUCACAGUGGGUGACAAACCCAUCAAUAACUUCCGAAUGAUCGAGCGACACUACUUCCGAGAGCAGCUGCUGAAAAGCUUCGACUUUGAGUUCGGUUUCUGCAUCCCCAGCAGCAAGAACACGUGUGAGCACAUCUACGAAUUCCCGCAGCUCUCCGAGGAGCUCAUCCGCGAGAUGGUGCUGCACCCAUACGAAACGCAGUCCGACAGCUUCUACUUCGUGGACAGCAAACUGGUGAUGCACAACAAAGCCGACUACGCGUACGGGGGGGGGCCCUGAGCCCGGAGAGGAACAGAACCCGGCUUUCCGCGUCCACAACAGUCACU
Molecule: messenger RNA, 878 nt
Organism: Callorhinchus milii (elephant shark)
Lineage: Eukaryota; Metazoa; Chordata; Chondrichthyes; Chimaeriformes; Callorhinchidae
Gene: unc119a
Product: unc-119 homolog a (C. elegans)
Exons: 5
Coding region: 124-831 (235 amino acids)
Biological process (GO): visual perception; nervous system development; positive regulation of protein tyrosine kinase activity
Cellular component (GO): intercellular bridge; centrosome; spindle midzone
Molecular function (GO): lipid binding
Source: RefSeq, a predicted model, not a curated record